This is a messenger RNA of Phalaenopsis equestris, 2368 nucleotides long. RefSeq names its product subtilisin-like protease SBT1.5. Gene Ontology annotation, molecular function: serine-type endopeptidase activity. The record is from RefSeq and is a predicted model, not a curated record. NCBI's taxonomy places the organism in Eukaryota, Viridiplantae, Streptophyta, Magnoliopsida, Asparagales, Orchidaceae. Bases 14 to 2347 code for a protein of 777 amino acids. The transcript has 4 exons. Gene Ontology annotation, biological process: proteolysis.
GAACACUCCUCCGAUGAAUGAACCGGGAGCUUAUAACUUUUUUGAGUUAGGAGCAGAAACAACAUUCUGCACAAUGCUUCAAAAAAUGGCCAAAAAUUUUCUCUUCCUUUUCCUUAUCUCUUUGCUCUAUCCAGUUCUUCUUCCUGCCUUAGCCAGAAAUGUAGCGAAUGAGAGCACUGUUUCUACCAAAAUCUACAUAAUUCAGGUGCAGCCACCGCCAGAUUCCCAUACUACACAAUCAUGGUAUUCCUCUUUCGUCGUAGAAACCGUGUCUGCCUCUCCUCCCAUUCUCUACCAUUACAAGAGCAUCAGCGGCUUCGCAGCCCGCCUCUCCAAAGCUGAGCUUAAAGCUAUGAAAGAGAAGCCAGGUUUUCUUAGCGCCACAGCUGAUGUUCUCAUUCCUCUCGCAACAACUCACACACCCGAAUUUCUUGGUUUGCUGAGCUCACCUGAGGUUAACCCGGAUGGGCUUUGGAAGGAGUCCGACUAUGGUCGCGGCGUCAUCGUUGCAGUCCUCGAUUCCGGGGUGCUUCCUAACCAUCCAUCGUUUAAAGACAAUGGAAUGACUCCGCCGCCAGCGAAGUGGAAAGGGAAGUGUGAGUUCAAUGCGUCUGAAUGUAAUAACAAGCUUAUCGGGGCUAGGGUAUUUCUGAAAGGAGCACAGGAAAUCCUCAAUGACGCAUCGCCGCUGGACAUCGAAGGCCAUGGAACGCAUACGGCAAGCACCGCUGUCGGUAACUUUGUCGCCAAUGCCUCCGCCCUCGGCAACGCAGCCGGAGUAGCCGUCGGCAUGGCGCCAAAUGCUCAUCUAGCCGUCUACAAAGUAUGCAAGAAGUUGAAUUGUGCUGGGUCAGACAUACUCGCCGGAAUCGAUGCCGCCAUAGAGGAUGGAGCAGACGUUCUCUCGCUGUCCCUCGGCCCCACGUCGAUGUUGUUCGAUGUUGACCCACUCGCCGUCGGCGCCUUCGCGGCGGUUGAGAAGGGAUUAUUUGUAAGCUGCUCGGUGGGGAAUGCGGGACCCAAACCGAGUACUUUGUCCAACGAGGCGCCGUGGCUGUUGACCGUUGGGGCGAGCACGAUGGAUAGAGUGAUUCAGGCGAACGUAAAGCUCGGGAAUGGGGAGGAGUUUGAAGGAGAGUCUCUUUUUCAAACGAACUCGAUUGCAGGGGAAUUAUUGCCUUUGGUUUAUCCAGGUGGAUCAGGUAAUCUCGACGAAAAAUUCUGCGCAAACAACUCUUUCAACAUAGACGUAAAGGGAAAGAUCGUUAUAUGCGAUCGAAAGGACGGUGUUCCCCGAAUACAGCAAGGUGUCGCCGUCAAAAGUGCUGGCGGCACCGGCAUGAUUCUCGCUGCAGGAACAUUAGACGGCUACACAACUAUUUCUGAAGCUCACGUCAUCCCCAGUUCACAUGUUAGCUAUGCUGCUGCCACAAAGAUCAAAUCUUACAUAAACUCCACCGAUUCACCCAAGACUGCCACCAUCAUUCCUUAUGGUACCCUCAUUGGCCUUAGUAGCCACCCCGCGCCGAGGAUCCCCAGCUUCUCCUCCCGCGGUCCGUGUCUUCAAAGUAAGGGGAUACUAAAGCCAGAUAUCAUUGGUCCUGGCGUUAGCGUGCUUGCCGGGUGGCCAGCUCUACCAAUUGGCCCAGUCAACUCGCCGGCAAUUUUUAAUGUGAUUUCUGGGACGUCCAUGGCGACGCCCCAUUUAAGCGGGAUAGCUGCGUUGUUGAAAAAAGCUAACCCUUCUUGGUCGCCGGCGGCCAUCAGAUCGGCUAUCAUGACGACUGCCAGUAAUGAGAACACCGCCGGGCAACCGAUCCAAGAUGAGCAGUUGAAGAAUGCGGACCUGUUUGCUAGGGGAGCAGGCCAUGUCAACCCAAAUAAAGCGAACAAACCAGGCUUUGUUUAUGACAUAAAGCCCAUCGAGUACAUCGCAUAUAUGUGUGGUUUGAACUACAGCGAUGCUCAGGUAACUGCGGUGGCCCGUCGGAUAGUGAACUGUUCAACAUUAGAGCCAAUUUAUGAUGUGGAUCUGAACUAUCCGUCUUUCUCGGUAGAGAUGAGGCCAGAGUAUAGUAGAAAAGUAAGUAGAAAAGUUAAAAAUGUGGGAGAAGGGAGCUCAAGCUAUACGGUGGAGAUUGUUCCACCGUCUGGAGUAGCAGUGUCCGUAUCACCGACAUUGUUGAGUUUUUCAAAGAGUGGGGAAGAGUUGACAUAUACAGUUGAGUUUAACAGGGAUGGAAGAAACUCCACCGUGAAUUACGCAGAGGGUUAUCUCGUGUGGGUUUCUUCAGAUAAGAUUACUAAUGUUCGUAGUGCAAUUUCUAUUACAUUCACAGCAACAUGAUUGAUAUUAGAAGUUUAUUUU